Hydractinia symbiolongicarpus is the source of this 1034-nucleotide messenger RNA. Its product is annotated as vimentin-type intermediate filament-associated coiled-coil protein-like. Bases 447 to 923 code for a protein of 158 amino acids. The record is from RefSeq and is a predicted model, not a curated record. NCBI's taxonomy places the organism in Eukaryota, Metazoa, Cnidaria, Hydrozoa, Anthoathecata, Hydractiniidae. The transcript is spliced from 2 exons.
AAAUCGAGACGAAACGUAAACAAAACAACUCGCUUUUAUUUUUGUUCUUAUUGUUUAAUCUCCUAUUUUCUGCUUUCAAUGCACUAAUAGAUUAAAACACUGUUGAUUUAACUUACAUUGUUAAAUCUACAACUAUUGGUCUGUUAUUUUCCCAAGCCUAGCAGUUAUAAAAAAAGAUGUCCAAUCCACCAUUUUCUUGAUUAUAACCUUGUGCAUGCACGUCAUGCUUUCUUUAAACCUCCCCAAUUACCCCCUCUUCCCACUGGUUUUUCCUCUCCCUAUAAAGUGUGUGUACUAUCAACUUGAUCACUAACUACAAAAACUAGUCAGUGGCCCGUGGAAAAUCCAUGGGUUCCACACAGUCUUCAUACCGCUUUCCAGCACGUCUCGCUACCUGGGGUACCAUUUUGCAUGACAGACAGACGUAUACGAAUUUAUAAAGUAAAAUGGCAGACACACCACCGUUAGUUGCUAUAAGGGAAGCAAAUACACAUCUCCAAGCACUACAUGAACGAAAUGUUGAGUUGGAGAAAGAAGUCAUACAGUUGCGUUCUAUGUUAGCUUUAAAGCAAGAACAAGAAGAGAGACUACUUGGGCAACAGCAAAUACUAAAAGAAAAAGAUGAAAAAAUAAGUUAUCUUGAGACCGAAAUAAAAAAAUUGAUAUGUCAAUCUAAAGAAACUUCAAAGAAAGAUCUUUUGAUUACACAGCUCACGAGAAAAAUUAAAUUAUUGAAUGAGAUUUUGAAAUAUAAAUCAGCACUAGAGAGUAUAACUGUAUGUUUAGAGCAAGUCGAGGAAGAUUUUAUUGUUGAUAUUGAUAAUUUAAUGAAUAUUGGUAAUGGCGAUGGAAAUAAUAAUAAAGACAAUGGUGAAUUAGAUGUUAAAAAUUUAGCUAACACCGAUCAUGAGACAACAUUAUAACAAGAUGCACCAUUUUUUUUGUUUGUGAGAGAUUUUUUUAUUCAUUUUUGUUAGCUUUUUAUUUAAAACACUGUAUAUAGCUGAAUGGGUAAAUUGAAUUUAUAAUUAGAA